Molecule: messenger RNA, 1005 nt
Organism: Styela clava
Lineage: Eukaryota; Metazoa; Chordata; Ascidiacea; Stolidobranchia; Styelidae
Source: RefSeq, a predicted model, not a curated record
AUGGACGCGCCAGACAGUAGCGCAAUAACUAACGACAAAGUUACGGAUGCAAACCGACCAAGUCAUGGAGAUCUGCUUUUAACUUCCCUACGUGAUCUGAGAGAUCAGGACAUUGUUCAAGAUUUUACAAUUCACGUUGGCGAAGUUUCCUUUCGAGCACACCGCGCCGUGCUUGCUGGUUGCUCUGAUUACUUCCGUGCUAUGUUCUCACACAACACGAAAGAAAAUGGAGAAGGAUCUGUUGAAAUGAAAGAGGUGGACGCAUUUGCUGUCGGAAAAUGCAUUGAUUAUAUGUACACGGGAAAAUCAGAUGUAACAGUCGAAACAGCUGCGGAAAUAUUACACGUAGCCAGUGUGAUGCAAAUUGAUGAACUCACAAAAAUUUGUUUUGACCGCAUCGAAGAAAACUUGUGCCCAGAUACAUGUCUUGCCGCUGCAGAAUUGUUGAAAUUGUUCCAAUGUAACGAUUUAGAAACAAAAGUUGAAAAUUACAUCAAGCAACAUUUUGAUGAUGUCAUGUUGACUGAAAAAUUUUGUAUCCUUUCGGCAGAAGAAACUUUAGAUGUCAUUUUCAAGUAUGCAAAAAAUGAUGAUAUGAUAUGGAAGGCUGGAAAAAAUUGGAUAAAUUAUAAUCUUCAUGAAAGAAACUGCCACAUCGACGACUUUUUAAAAUUAGUUUCUUUAGAAAACUAUCUUUCUCCAACUCUGCUUCAAAACAUAUACAAAGACCCAAUGAUACGGGACUGUCCAAAGCGUUCAGAAUUUUUUUGUCGGCGACUGUUUUCAAGCAUAGAUGACCUGAUGCAAAACCUACGCGUCGAAAAUUGCCUUUUUGUGAAAAUAAUUUCGAACAGUUACAAGUACAUAGCAAAGGAAGCUUCGGAUUUGGGCAGAGAGUUCAGAAAGGCGAAUGGAGCCAAAAAAUAUACCAAUACUAUAUACAGAAGUUUAAAUACAAAUAUAUUGCUUGCAUUGAUACACAGUUUAUUUUUUCUUAGUUCUUGA